AUGGCCAAGGGUAAGAACAAGAAGGCCACCACCAAGCGCGGCAACAAGAAGUCUACCAGAGACGAUGCGACACAUCCACCAGACCAAAUGCAGGUCAACGACAACAACGAGGAUGGACAACAGGUUUCCACUGAGCCAGAAAUCGAAGACGUCGAAAAAGCUGUUCAAGACAUGGACCUCACUCCUGACGAUCCGUUACGUUCAGGACCAAGUGAGGCUACAAACGAUCAACCGUUUCAGCCUCUCGAUGCGGCGCCAGAACUCACCACGGCCACGAGGUCGUCUAUCACAGGCUCGAACAACGAUCCAGCCAGUUGGAAUCUUGAUGAACGCAAGAAGUUCGAGGAGUACACAAAUGCCUUGUCACCCGCUGCAGUAGACGCCAUGCCCAUCAUGCCGCGACGUGAGUUCGGCCGAUCGAAGCAAGGGUUCAAAGUCCUCACGAACUAUGUCACAAUGGACGUUGCUGCUCCAAGUGACGGAUGCCUCUUUCUGUAUGAAAUCGACUUCUUGGUCGAUGAGAAAGAAACCAAAGAAGACGACAUGACGAAGCGUAAGAAGCGCGUUCUGAUCGAGCGAAUGAUCCACAAGAGCUCACUCCUAGACGACCAGAACAACUGCUUCGUUACCGACUACAAGAAGCAGAUCAUAUCAUGGAUCGAUCUUUCAAAAAAGGAUGAGCAGGGACGUGUCAAUCCCGGCAUGCCGUUGGUCAAGGUCGAUGUGGAAAACUUCAACCCGAAGAAGCCUGACGAGCCACCGACAACAGUGACCAUGGUCCUUCGAUAUGUCAGAACAAUGCCACAUGAGGAUUUAGAGUCCUUCACCUGGGGUGAGAAGCACGACUUUAGCGACACCGAUGGGCUCGAACAGGCCAUCAAUCUCAUCAUCAGUGACGAACUGCAAGAGAGAUCGCGGGAAAGCAUUGUCAUGCCAAGAAGCAACAAGAUAUACACGAAGAAGGAAUGUUUCGAUCUCGAAACAGAUCACAAACUUGCGAUGAACGGCUUCAGUUUCGGCUACCAAAGUGGCAUGAGUUCCCAUCUGCUCAACAUCACUCCCGUCACGAGCUUCAUCCAUGAGUCCAUCACCGUCAGCAAGUACAUCGAUGGUCGACCCGAUCUCAUGAAGCACCUGCUUGGCGUUCGUGUCUGGCUCAGCCUCUCUCGGAAAGAGCAAGACGAGGCUCUUGAUGAGCCAGGACGCCGUGUCAAGACCAUUCGCGGCUUCGGCGAAGUGGAGGCAUCACUGACUCACGCUUACAAAGAUCAGGAUGGUGAGUAUACAGUAUGGGACCACUUCCAGUACUUCUACGCCGAGACAAAAGGCUCAGAGAAAUCUGUCUGUGUCAAUCUUGGAGGCGAUGCACCACACGGACGUUGGUAUCUGGCCGAAGACCUGCAAAUACUUCCUUACCAGCUCUAUCGUGGAGAAGCUACACCUAACAUGACCACCAAGAUGAUCAGACAUGCUUGUCGCACGCCAAAGGAGAAUGUCAAUGCGAUCGUCUCUGGAUUCUUGCCAUACCUUGGCCUCAACAACGCGAAAAGAGGAUCAUCUUUACCCCUGCAAUAUGCAGGCUUGACGGUCUACCCCGAAAUUCUGAGCGUGCCGGCUCGCAAUGCCGCACAUAGCGAAGUGAAGUACGGCAGACCUCCAGCUGAUACAAACGCGCCAUUCGUUAUGAACACUCAGCACUACGGUAUGUGGAAGCUCGAAAAGCAGCCGUUUCUGAAUACGACCAACACCUUUGCCUCCAACGCAUACUUUCUGAUCUCCUCCCGAUGCAAGUUGACCACGGACGAGCAGUCCAAGUACCUCAAGCAUUUCCACGACCAUUAUCACGUCAAUGGCGUCAGUGGUCUUGGCGCCUUCUCUGGUCUGGACCACAAUAACCACACGAUGGUCGACAAAUUCGACGUGAGAUCCAUGAGAAAAGCCGCACAAACGGCACAGGAGAGUAAGGCCGAUCUGGUUGUCUUUAUCCUGCCUCUCAACAACAAGUCUGAGCUGAAAAACUAUGCUAACUUCAAGUCUAUUGUCGACCAAGAGCUCGGCAUGAAGUCACUCUGUCUCUGUGAAGACAAUAUCAAGAACUGUUUCAAGGAGAGGAUGGGAAACGACAGAGUGUUCAUGGGUAUCCCACCCGACGUUGUAGCAGGUCAUCCAUUUGCUGGCUACGUGCGUAACGUCGCCAUGAAGCUGAACGUCCGUCUGGGCAACAGCAACCACUCAGUAGCUGCAGAAUCGCUCGAAGCCGCCAUACCUGACUUCGCUAUUGCUGCUAACAAGGACGUUAUGGUACUUGGAGCUGAUGUUGUUCAUCCAGGAGUCGGCUCUGUCGAAGGGACACCGUCUAUUGCGGCCCUGGUCGGCAGCAUCGACGAAGACUUUGCUGCAUAUCGCGGCUCCGCCAGAUGCCAGACAGGUCGACAAGAGCUGAUCACAGGAAUGUACGACAUGGCAUACGAGCGCAUCGAAUCUUACGAGAAGGCCAACGAGGGACGACUCCCUUCCCGCAUCCUAUACUACCGCGAUGGGAUCGAUGAAGGUCAGUACACCAAGGUGCGCAUGAUGGAGGUCGAUGCUAUCCGAAAAGCUUGGGCAGCGCGAGCCAAGAUGAAGGGUGUCGACGGGGACGUCAAGAUCACCGCAGUUGUGGUCACCAAGCGCCACCACACACGCUUCUACCCCCACAACAACUCACACGAGAUCCCUCUCAAUGGCAACUGUGUGCCCGGUACUGUCGUCGACAGCGGCGUCACCAUGCCCUACAACUUCGACUUCUUCUUGCUAUCCCACAACGCCAUCAAGGGCACCGCACGACCAGCGCACUACAUCGUGCUCGAGGAUGAGAUCGGCUUUGGCGCGUUACAGAUCCAAAACCUCACGAACCUGUUGUGUGCGACUUAUGCGAGAUCUACUACUACGGUGUCGUAUGUACCCGCAGCGUACUACGCUGAUCACUUGUGCGAGCGGGUAAAGCAGUACUUGCGGCCGCUGUACGACGGGGUCCCGCCGCGGAAUGGUAAUGUUGAUGCGGAAGUGAGGGCGAUGUGGGGACGUGGUCCGAGACAAAAUGGAAAUCCUUGGAAUCUGGCGCUGGAUGAGACGAUGUUCUGGAUCUGA
Molecule: messenger RNA, 3129 nt
Organism: Fulvia fulva
Lineage: Eukaryota; Fungi; Ascomycota; Dothideomycetes; Mycosphaerellales; Mycosphaerellaceae
Exons: 1
Coding region: 1-3129 (1042 amino acids)
Molecular function (GO): protein binding; nucleic acid binding
Source: RefSeq, a predicted model, not a curated record